AUGGCGUGUAAACCGCCAAUCUACAACGGGGAGGUUGACCCGAUAAUAUGCCAAAGAUGGAUAAGUGACGUUGAAGGGGUGUUUGAGGGGACCCAUUGUGACGUAGGUGACUUUGUUGCUUACAGGACGGGUCAAUUGAGGGGUCAAGCCAAGGAUUGGUGGGACAAUAAGAAGAAAGAAAUAGGAGCCGAAGCGGCGAGGGUUAUGACUUGGGAUGAGUUUAAGGUGCCAUUCCUUAAACACCAUUAUCCCAAAGCAGUUAUCAGCAGGAUCAAAGAGGAAUUUAUCCAAUUAAGACAAAAGGGAGAAUCAAUUGAUAAAAUCACGGGUAUCUUCAUGGAUAAGCUGAGAUUCUGUGACGAGUUAGUCACCACUGAAGAGCAGAAGAUAUACUACUAUUACAACAUGCUGAGUGCUGAAUACGUGGAGUUUAUGACUCCCUCAAAGUAUGAAACUCUCACUGAAAUCAUCAACACCGCCCGUGAGCGGGAAAUCGAGCUAAAGAAGCAAGUUGAAAGGGGUGAGCGAAGGGCACUGGAUGUGAAUCCAAGCCCUACAAAGAAAGCUAGAACUACUGAAGCAGGGAAGAAAGUGGAGGCUAAAGGCGGGUCGCCAAGUUGCAAGGUAUGUGGAAAGGGGCACAAAGGUGAGUGUCGCUUCAAAGAGAAACCAUGUCCAGUAUGUGGGAAGACGGGACACACUGCAUCCCUAUGUCCCGGAAAAGUUUCCGUUUGUUAUAAAUGUUAUCAACCCGGCCACACAAAGUCUGAAUGCCUCGAGUUGGUUGGGAAGAGAGACACAAAAGAGUCUCCAACGGAAGCUCCAAAGGCAAAGGCUAGGUCCUUCCAACUUACCGCGGCGGAAGCAAAGACAGAACCCGAUGUGGUCUCAGGUUGCAAAUUAAGCAUUGAUGAUGAAGAAUACUUAAUAGACCUAAUCCCAAUGUCAAUGGGGGAAUUUCAAGUAGUUGUUGGGAUGGAUUGGCUAUCUCAGCACCAUGCGAAGGUCGUAUGUUUUCGUAAGGAGAUAAAGCUAACAUCUCCUAGCGGAUAA
Messenger RNA from Helianthus annuus (common sunflower), 1053 nucleotides. RefSeq lists its product as uncharacterized. The transcript has 2 exons. Bases 1 to 1053 code for a protein of 350 amino acids. NCBI's taxonomy places the organism in Eukaryota, Viridiplantae, Streptophyta, Magnoliopsida, Asterales, Asteraceae. The record is from RefSeq and is a predicted model, not a curated record. Gene Ontology annotation, molecular function: zinc ion binding; nucleic acid binding.